Messenger RNA from Malassezia japonica, 1263 nucleotides. Its product is annotated as isocitrate dehydrogenase (NADP(+)). The transcript is spliced from 3 exons. Lineage: Eukaryota; Fungi; Basidiomycota; Malasseziomycetes; Malasseziales; Malasseziaceae. Gene Ontology annotation, molecular function: NAD binding; magnesium ion binding; isocitrate dehydrogenase (NADP+) activity. Gene Ontology annotation, biological process: NADP+ metabolic process; isocitrate metabolic process. The record is from RefSeq and is a predicted model, not a curated record. Bases 1 to 1263 code for a protein of 420 amino acids. Gene Ontology annotation, cellular component: mitochondrion.
AUGUCCGCUUCCCAAAAGAUUAAGGUUGCCAACCCCGUUGUCGAGCUCGACGGCGAUGAGAUGACGCGUAUUAUCUGGAAGAAGAUCCGCGACGAUCUCAUCCUCCCCUUCCUCGACGUGGACCUGAAGUACUAUGACCUGAGCAUCGAGAACCGUGACCAGACCGACGACAAGGUCACGGUCGAGGCCGCAGAGGCCAUCCAGAAGUACAAGGUCGGUGUCAAGUGCGCCACCAUCACCCCCGACGAGGCGCGCGUGGAGGAGUUCAAGCUCAAGAAGAUGUGGCUCUCGCCCAACGGCACCAUCCGCAACAUCCUCGGCGGCACCGUUUUCCGCGAGCCCAUCGUCCUUAACAAGAUCCCCCGCCCGGUCCCUGGCUGGACUAAGCCCAUCUGCAUUGGCCGCCACGCGUUCGGCGACCAGUACCGCUGCCAGAACUUUGUGGUGCCCGACGCGGGCAAGCUCACGAUCACCUUUACGCCCGAGAACGGCGGCGAGAAGAUCGAGCACCACGUGUACGACUACCCCAAGGACGGCGGUGUGGCGAUGGCCAUGUACAACACCACCGAGUCGAUCACCGGAUUUGCGCACGCCUGCUUCAAGGUCGCGAUCGAGAAGCAGAUGCCCCUGUACCUCUCGACCAAGAACACGAUCCUGAAGGCGUACGACGGCAAGUUCAAGGACAUUUUCCAGGACCUCUACGACAACAAAUACAAGCCCGAGUUUGAGAAGCUCAAGAUCUGGUACGAGCACCGCCUGAUCGACGACAUGGUCGCCCAGGCCAUCAAGGGCGACGGUGGCUUCGUGUGGGCGUGCAAGAACUACGACGGUGACGUCGAGUCCGACAUUGUCGCCCAGGGCUACGGCUCGCUGGGCAUGAUGACCUCGGAGCUGAUCACCCCCGCCGGCGACCUCAUCGAGAGCGAGGCUGCGCACGGCACCGUCACGCGCCACUACCGCGAGCACCAGAAGGGCAACGAGACGAGCACCAACUCUGUUGCCUCGAUCUACGCCUGGACCCGUGGCCUGAUCUUCCGCGGGAAGCUCGACGGCAACCAGGACCUGGUCGACUUUGCCCGCGCGCUCGAGGAGGCCUGCACCGAGUCCAUCGAUAAGGAUGGCGUGAUGACCAAGGACCUCGCCUACUCGAUCCACGGCAAGAACAUGAAGCGCGAGCACUACGUGACCACGUUCGAGUUCCUGGACCACGUCAAGCAGCUCCUCCGGAACAAGCUCCACACCCAGGGCAAGACGCACCUCUAA